UGUUAGGUUUAUCUUAUACAAGUAGUUUGAGCCAUAGGUUAAAAAGCGCUUAGCGACCCUAUUCACCCCCUCCCCCUCUAGGGUCGGACACCCCGGUGAUCCUUACACCCGUACACGUCUUCUCAAAAUGGUAAAGCUAAACGUAUGAUUCGUUCCAUUAAUAACAUCAUUCGCUCCAUGCUUUUUCAGGCCUCCCUCCCACCCUCGUAUUGGGUCGAGGGCGUCCACACCGCCACAUACCUCCUGAACCGCCUCCCUACUAAAACAUUGGCUUUCGGUACUCCCCACUUCUCCUUGUUCGGUUCUCACCCCACCUAUGCCCACCUUCGCGUGUUUGGCUGCGCAUGUUACCCUAACAUGUCCGCAACAGCACCGAACAAGCUCGCGCCCCAGUCAACCCUCGGUGUUUUUCUUGGCUACUCUAGUAAUCACAAGGGUUACCACUGUUUGGAUCUCUCAUCCAACAGAAUCCUCACUUCUCGCCUUGUGGUGUUCGAUGAGGCAUCCUUUCCACUCGCUGGCUCUCGAACAUCACCCACUGAUCUUGAUUUUUUGUCUGAGUUUGAGGUCUCGGUCUUCCCGAUCGGGCCCUCCCCUGCAGGUGCUCCUCACCACGCCUCGCCUGGCACCUCGCCCGCUGCGGUCGCUGCGACCAACGUCACACCCGCUCCGGCCGCUGACGCCCCAGGCCCGCAGCUCCUGGUGCCGCUCCUACACUCCGCGCCACGUGCGGCCUCGGCUCCCUCGUCACCGCCCGCGCCACGCGUGGCCUCGGCUCCUUCGUCACCCAGCGCCCGCGCCACGCGCGGCCUCGUCGCCAGCGCCCUGUGCAGCCCCGUCACCAGCGCCCGCGCCACGCGCGGCUCCGCCUUUACUGGUGUACAGCCGCCGACCUCGUCCGGCCGCUGCGCCAGCACCGCCGGCGCCUUCUCCACCACCUGCCGCCACUGUCCCAGCUCGGUUACCACCUGGUGCUGUCCCCAUUGCGCCGGUGGUUAACCAGCAUGGGAUGGCUACCCGUGGCAAGUCCGGCUUCCGUCAGCCGGCCGCGUACACCGCCACAGUCCUCUCGCCGGUUCCGAAGACCUAUCGCAGCGCCCUCGCCGAUCCCAAUUGGCGCGCUGCGAUGGAAGAGGAGUAUGGUGCCCUGCUCUCCAACAACACGUGGGACCUUGUUCCACGUCCCCUCGGCGCCAACGUCGUCACCGAACUGGCCGGUGCAUCAGCUCGACGUCAAGAAUGCUUUCUUGCAUGGCACCCUCAGCGAGACAGUCUACUGCUCCCAGCCCACAGGUUUUGUUGAUCCCACCCAGCCUCAUGCUGUCUGUCGUCUCAACAAAUCAUUAUAUGGUCUGAAGCAGGCACCCCGUGCAUGGUACAGUCGUUUCGCUGCACAUCUGCUCUCUUUGGGAUUCACUGAGGCCAAGUCAGACACCUCUCUGUUCGUGUCAAUGAUACAGCCUACUUACUGCUGUAUGUCAAUGAUAUUGUUCUCACUGCCUCCAGUCUGGACUUUCUUCGUCACAUCAUCUCUGCUCUCCAGAAGGAAUUCUCCAUGAAGGAUCUUGGUGUCCUCCAUCACUUCCUGGGUGUGGCAGUACAGCAGUGUUCUGCGGGCCUCUUUCUUUCGCAGCGGCAGUACACCCUGGAUGUGCUUGAGCGAGCUGGUAUGACUGACUGCAAGCCGUGCAGCACCCCUAUCGACACUCAUGCUAAGGUCUCCUCCACGGAUGGUGCACCUGUCAGCGGUCCGACUCAGUAUCGCAGUCUGGUUGGUGCUCUGCAGUAUCUCACCUUCACCAGACCCGACAUAUCGUAUGCAGUUCAGCAGGUGUGCCUCUACAUGCAUGAUCCUCGGGAUGGCCAUCUCUCGGCGGUUAAGCGCAUCCUGCGCUACCUGCGAGGGACACUGGGUCAUGGUCUUCUUCUGCGCCCGUCUUCGACCUCGGCUCUUGUUGUCUACACGGAUGCUGAUUGGGCUGGUUGCCCAGACACUCGCAAGUCUACUUCCGGCUACGCUGUGUUCCUUGGCGACAACCUGGUGUCCUGGUCCUCCAUGCGGCAACCCACUGUCAGUCGGUCCAGUGCAGAGGCAGAGUACCGUGCUGUGGCCAAUGGCGUUGCCGAGGCUUGCUGGCUUCGUCAGUUGUUGCAGGAGCUACACAGUCCCCUGACGUCCAGCACACUGGUCUAUUGUGAUAAUGUCAGUGUCGUCUACCUGUCAACCAAUCCAGUCCAACACCAGCGCACGAAGCAUGUCGAGAUCGAUCUCCACUUUGUCCGCGAGCGUGUUGCUAUUGGAGAUGUCCGUGUUCUUCACAUCCCGACGACGUCCCAGUUCGCAGACAUCUUCACCAAAGGGCUUCCGACUUCAGUUUUUUCUGAGUUUCGCUCCAGUCUGAACAUCUGCUCUAUCGACAUUCCGACUGCGGGGGGUGUUAGAGAGUUUAUCUCCUCUAAUAGAGUCUAUCCCUUCCCCUG
Messenger RNA from Panicum virgatum (switchgrass), 2481 nucleotides. RefSeq names its product proline-rich protein 36-like. The coding region runs from base 317 to 1303 and encodes 328 amino acids. The record is from RefSeq and is a predicted model, not a curated record. The transcript has 2 exons. Lineage: Eukaryota; Viridiplantae; Streptophyta; Magnoliopsida; Poales; Poaceae.